Messenger RNA from Scaptodrosophila lebanonensis, 1735 nucleotides. RefSeq lists its product as uncharacterized. NCBI's taxonomy places the organism in Eukaryota, Metazoa, Arthropoda, Insecta, Diptera, Drosophilidae. The transcript is spliced from 6 exons. The coding region runs from base 18 to 1550 and encodes 510 amino acids. The record is from RefSeq and is a predicted model, not a curated record. Gene Ontology annotation, biological process: spermatogenesis.
AGUGAGUCCUGUACGAAAUGGAAAAAGAAAAUGAAAAUAAAGCCGUAGAAUUACAUUCACCAAGAUCGACAAAGUCUGCCGUUGCUUCGCAUAAUAAUCAAUUACAGAAUUAUGAGUCCAUCACUUCACCGCAAAAUUUGUGUCGCAAAAAUGAAAGUUUAGUCGCCGGAAUCCAAAAUAUGUCUCGUGCUGAUUACGUUGCCAAUUGGCUGAACGAAAAUUACAAAUUUCUAAACGAAUCAGAUGUUUCGCCACCACCCGAAUUUUUAGAUUUCUCUGCCAGCAAUUGCGUUCAAUCAACUAACGUAGAUGCAGAGGAACCAAUUGAGUGUAAGGAUUCCAAUAAAGUUUUGGGUGACAGCAAUGAUGAAGGAUUGUUGUCCCAGUUUGCCCCAAAUCCUUUCAUUGAAGCCAUAGAAAAUGUGUCUUUGGAAAACACAACCGUAGAACUAGCAAAGGACGAAACGCCUGAACGGAUCAUGUUUGAAAUUAUGCAAAUACAUGUGGCAAUCCCCGAUUAUGCCCUUUCCGAUACUAUAUACAAUGUGGAUCGGCCCCUGGAAGCUAUACCCUUAGAUCUGGACAUUCCACCUAUGCCGUUACCGGCGCAUUGCAAAAUUGAUGCUCUGCUGCGAGUUCAUGUUUCAGAGGUGUAUUCGCCCUUUCAAUUUUGGUUUCAUUUCACAAAUACUGGUUAUGAUCCGCAUGAGCGUUUUAGCUAUGAGUUAAAUUUGUUUUAUUGCCAGCAGCAGGAGACGCGAUGGAAUGUGGGCACAUACUUUAUAAGGCCCGGAGUGAUUUGUGCGGCCGCCUAUUUGGGAACUUGGCGUCGUGCUAAAAUUUUGGCCGAGCCUCGGCCGAGCACUGUCAUGGUAUAUUUUAUCGACUAUGGCAUUGUGGCGGAAGUUGCGCAUUCCGAUCUGAGGUUUCUACACUUGUCUUUCUCUGAACUGCCAGCGCUUAUAUCGCGCGGUACACUCUCCCACGUUCAUCCACUGGGAUUGCAUUGGCAUCGCGAUAGCACUGCAGGGUUUAAGGAAUUGGUCAAAUCGGCCGACCUAUACGCCCGCGUUACGGAUAUCGAUCAUACAGAUCGCGUUGUGACUAUGGAUUUGUCAUAUAAUAGCAAUUUCAAUCCAACAUUUGGGAUGAUACUAACUAAAGUUGGCUUGGCUGGUAUGAGCGAGCACUUUAAGAAGGACUAUCGAGAUAUCUUCGCUGGAUGUCGAAUUCGCUAUUUGCGCGAACGCCUCCCCACCUUCGAGAUGCUGGAGAAUCACACAUUUCCGGUUGAUGCCGAUAACGCUUUCGAGGAUGCAUUCGACAAAAUCAUCUAUGCACCCGAUUUCUUUGACAAAUUCAAGCCGCCCAAGCUAAACAAUCCGUUUCGCAUAAAUCUCGAGAACGCUCUCGCUAGUUGGUUGGAGAAGAACAAGAAGGAGGAAACGGAACUGAGGAAGCUAUACAAAGAACAUAAACGCAAACUGAAGCAGCAAUUUAAUAAACAGCAAUGCGAACUUUUGGAAGAAACUAUUCCCCGGCCACUGUAGCGUAGAUUGCCCUUUCUAGCAUGAGCCUUUUAAAUAAUUUCCUUUUUUUCACAUACUUUACGAUUUAAAUCGUAUAUGUAGCUCCGAAGUCUAUAUCAGGCAGGUACCUUCAUGUAAUCGAAUAUAUGUAUUAAAAAGUAGUUGAAAUAUUCAAUUAUUAAACAAGGCGCUUAAUUCCAAAAAUC